UUUCUUACCCCUAACUAACCUCAUUUCAAAGUAAGCAUCUUCAACUCAGAUAAGGAAUCUAUUAAAACCAAAUAAAAAAAUAAGUUCAGAUCACCAAUAAAUAAAGAAAUAACUUAUAAGGAAAGAAAAGUAUCCAACUAUCCGUAGACCGAAAAUUUGUUUACCCAAAAACAAAAAAGUUCAGAAGAAGAGAAAUGGGUUCCCUGGAGGAGGAUAGAUCGCUCUUGGAAGAUGGUCUUCUUCAGAAUGAAGAGAGUGGACUUUACACUGGCGAUGGCUCAGUUGACCUAAAAGGAAACCGUGUGCUGAAGGAGAAUACUGGAAACUGGAAAGCUUGCCCCUUCAUUCUAGGUACCGAGUGCUGUGAACGUUUGGCUUACUAUGGAAUUUCCACUAAUCUUGUUACGUAUCUUACGAAGAAGCUGCACGAAGGAAAUGUCUCGGCAGCAAGAAAUGUUACUACUUGGGGAGGAACUUGCUAUCUUACUCCCCUUAUUGGAGCCAUCAUGGCAGAUGCUUACUGGGGAAGAUAUUGGACAAUUGGUGUUUUCUCCACAAUUUACUUUAUUGGAAUGUGUGUUUUGACUAUCUCAGCAUCAGUUCCAGCACUAAAGCCUCCAGAAUGCAUUGGUUCUGAUUGUCCAGUGGCUAGCCCAUCACAAUAUGCAGUAUUCUUCGUUGGACUUUACAUGAUUGCGCUAGGGACUGGUGGGAUCAAACCAUGUGUGUCCUCCUUUGGGGCGGAUCAGUUUGAUGAUACUGAUUCGAAGGAGAGGGUAAAGAAAGGAUCCUUCUUCAACUGGUUUUACUUUUCUAUAAAUAUUGGUGCUCUUAUAUCAAGUAGUCUUCUGGUGUAUAUUCAAGACAAUGCUGGGUGGGGUCUAGGAUUUGGCAUUCCUGCGUUGUUCAUGGGAAUUGCCAUUGCUAGUUUCUUUGCAGGCACACCUCUCUAUAGGUUCCAGAAACCUGGGGGAAGCCCUAUUACAAGGAUGUGCCAAGUUAUGGUUGCAUCAUUCCGUAAAUGGACUUUGGAGGUCCCUAAAGACAGCAGUCUCCUAUUUGAAACACAAGAUAAAAUAUCUGCCAUUGAAGGAAGUCGUAAACUGGAACAUACUGAUGAACUAAAGUGCCUCGAUAGAGCUGCUAUCAUAUCUGAUGCAGAGAAUAAUAGCGGCAACUUCUCUGAUCCCUGGAGGCUUUGCACUGUAACUCAGGUGGAGGAACUGAAGAUUGUGAUCCGAAUGUUCCCCGUUUGGGCUACUGGGAUAGUCUUUUCUGCUGUAUAUGCACAAAUGUCUACAAUGUUUGUGGAGCAAGGCACAAUGAUGGACACAAGCAUUGGUUCAUUUGUCAUUCCUCCAGCCUCUCUCUCGUCUUUCGAUGUCAUCAGUGUUAUUUUCUGGGUUCCUGUUUAUGACAGGAUAAUUGUCCCAAUUGCAAGGAAAUUUACAGGCAAGGAAAGGGGCUUCUCAGAGUUGCAAAGGAUGGGAAUUGGCCUCGCUGUUUCAGUUCUGUGCAUGUCUGCUGCUGCUGUGGUAGAAAUUAAUCGACUGCGGCUAGCCAAAGAACUUGGCUUAGUUGACGAAGCCAUACCUGUGCCACUUAGCAUCUUAUGGCAAAUACCCCAAUACUUUUUGUUGGGUGCCGCCGAGAUAUUCUUUUUCAUUGGGCAACUUGAGUUCUUUUAUGAUCAAUCUCCUGAUGCUAUGCGGAGUUUAUGCAGUGCAUUGGCUCUUCUAACAACUUCAUUGGGAAAUUAUUUGAGUUCUUUUAUUCUGACUGUCGUAACUUACUUCACAACCAAAGGUGGGAAGCUGGGUUGGAUACCUGACAAUCUGAAUGAGGGUCAUCUUGACUAUUAUUUCUGGCUUUUGGCCGGACUCAGCUUUCUAAAUGUGCUGGCCUAUGUGGUUUGUGCCGGAAGGUACAAGCAUAAGAAGGCUUCUUAAGGGGCUCUCAAGGAAGGCUUCUUAAGGGGCUCUCCAGGAAGGCUUCAAUUCUGAGAGAGCAUUAAGCUACAGGGGAGAUAGUGUGGAAAGGCUGACAGUUCCAUAUACACUAUGCAAGAGUUAUGCUCUCCUUAGUUUGUAAAUAACCACUGCAAUGCAAUCUCCACAAAUAUUUGAAUUUCUUUCCUUUGAUUUUAGUUGGAAAAAAUGAACAUGUAAAUUAUAUUGUUUUCAUGUAUUUAGUCAAGAACUUUUGAGUUUUAGCUGUUGAUUCAAUACAUACUUCUGUGGAGAUUAUAAAAGAACAAUCUAUUGCUUUUUCUUUCAA
This is a messenger RNA of Humulus lupulus (European hop), 2277 nucleotides long. Its product is annotated as protein NRT1/ PTR FAMILY 8.3-like. The transcript is spliced from 5 exons. The record is from RefSeq and is a predicted model, not a curated record. Gene Ontology annotation, molecular function: transmembrane transporter activity. Gene Ontology annotation, biological process: oligopeptide transport; transmembrane transport. Lineage: Eukaryota; Viridiplantae; Streptophyta; Magnoliopsida; Rosales; Cannabaceae. The coding region runs from base 195 to 1949 and encodes 584 amino acids. Gene Ontology annotation, cellular component: plant-type vacuole membrane.